Molecule: messenger RNA, 426 nt
Organism: Candidula unifasciata
Lineage: Eukaryota; Metazoa; Mollusca; Gastropoda; Stylommatophora; Geomitridae
Source: the annotation of a GenBank genome assembly
AUGGAUUGGACCUGCAAAUAUAGGUCAGAUUCGUAUAGAUGGAUUAGACCUGCAAAGAUAGUAUGGCUCACUGCAUGCCUACCUUCUACAGUAUGGCUCACUGCAUGCCUACCUUCUACAGUAUGGCUCACUACAUGCCUACCUUCUACAGUAUGGCUCACUACAUGCCUACCUUCUACAGUAUGGCUCACUGCAUGCCUACCUUCUACAGUAUGGCUCACUACAUGCCUACCUUCUACAGUAUGGCUCACUACAUGCCUACCUUCUACAGUAUGGCUCACUGCAUGCCUACCUUCUACAGUAUGGCUCACUGCAUGCCUACUUUCGACAUUAUGGCUCACUACAUGCCUACCUUCUACAGUAUGGCUCACUACAUGCUUACCUUCUACAGUAUGGCUCACUACAUGCCUACCUUCUACGGUAUAG